This is a messenger RNA of Drosophila eugracilis, 852 nucleotides long. RefSeq lists its product as uncharacterized. The transcript has 2 exons. NCBI's taxonomy places the organism in Eukaryota, Metazoa, Arthropoda, Insecta, Diptera, Drosophilidae. Bases 216 to 770 code for a protein of 184 amino acids. The record is from RefSeq and is a predicted model, not a curated record.
GUUAAAUUAAUAUGAUUGUUUAGAAAUCAGUAAGCUUUUCCAAUAAUUUCAUUCUCGAUCAGAUUUUGGUAUAACAUCGAAGUAGUUCUAUGAGCAGAGCAUGCUAGUCUUUAUCUUGUCAAUUUUUCUAUCAGUACCGAAUUCCUUCGGUAUAGAAGAACAAUUCUUCCAAAAUUUGUAAAUAGUAAAAUUUUAGUUAAAAGACAAAGUUCAGAAUGUCUGAUGUAGUGGAGGAGUUCAUCACACUGACGCCCUUGACAUGUGUGCACCAGUGCAACGCUUUGCUGGGUGAAACAACAGGAAAGCCGAGAAGCUGCUUUGUAUUUUUCACACUUUUUGGCGUAUACUGCGGCGUUCUCGUCCUUCGGGCAUAUCGAACAUAUUCCUCAAGACAUGGUGGAGACGGGGUCAAGAUAUCAGAAGGAGUCACACUUGAGGCCAAAGCGGAGGAAUUGGACUUUGGUCCAGGUCCAAGCCUUGUGAAAGAAUUUGUACAGCAAGCGAAACCGAUCCUGUUGCAGCCGGUCGAGUUAUCUAGCACUGACAUGAGAUGGCGCUAUUGCAACAACCUGACUGAAGACGAAUUUAACAAAGGUUACGGCGAAGAAGUUGCCGAGAAAACUGAAGAAUUCGAAAGGAUAGGUGAUGAGGUGGCUGACGAUGAACUACCCACAGUAUCAGUGGCCACUUCCACAUCGAGGGCAAGGUCUCCGGCACGUGAGAAUAAUGUCGAUAAGGAACGUGUGGAGACGAAAACCUUUUCAGUGUGAUCGUAAUGCUCAUUAUUAUCAGGAUAAUUUAGCUUUUGAUCGAGAAUAAAAUAAACGGUAUUUUAAGCCCUUUUAACACGUA